This is a messenger RNA of Aplysia californica (California sea hare), 1011 nucleotides long. Its product is annotated as transient receptor potential cation channel subfamily V member 6. Gene Ontology annotation, cellular component: membrane. The record is from RefSeq and is a predicted model, not a curated record. NCBI's taxonomy places the organism in Eukaryota, Metazoa, Mollusca, Gastropoda, Aplysiida, Aplysiidae. Gene Ontology annotation, biological process: calcium ion import across plasma membrane. Gene Ontology annotation, molecular function: calcium channel activity.
GAUUCAUCUGUAAGUCUGACAGCACCCACAACGUCCGUCGCUGGUACAUGGAGGUCCCAACCCUUCACGCCACCCAUCACCUCCAGGGGGAUGACGACACGGACAAGGGGAUGUUCACAGAGCUCCGGUCAAAGGUCGACAACAUUGAGGUGCGCAUGAGUGAGCAGAUGCAGCAGUUGAGGACGAGUGUGGAGGAGGUACAUAGCGCUCUGAGAGCUGUAGAGAGGGCGCUGGACGGGAAGCCAAGGGCUCAGGCUGCCACAGAAGUGGGGAAAGAACAGAAGACGUAGUAGUUCAUUGAUAUGUGUGUUAUAUUUUUCGAGAAGCCGCGGGCUCAAGGUGUCACAGAAGUGGGGAAAGAACAGAAAACGUACUAGUGAAAUAAUAUAUGUUUCGAACAUUUUGAGAAGUAUCAGUCUCAGGCUACCACAGAAGAGGGGAAAGAACAGAAGACGCAGUAGUUAAUUGAUAUGUGUGUUAUAUUUUCCGAGAAGCCGCAGGCUCAAGGUGUCACAGAAAUGGGGAAAGAACAGAAAACGUACUAGUGAAAUAAAAUAUAUGUAUCGAACCUUCUGAGAAGUAUCAGUCUCAGACUACCACAGAAGAGGGGAAAGAACAGAAGACGCAGUAGCUGAAUGUGUAGCAAGAUGGAAGCAGCUGCACAACUCUCCUCAAGGCGGGAAGUGAACAUUGGACGGAAUGCCGCGGUGUCAGACUGCCACAGAAGUGGGGAAAGAGCAGAAGGAGCAGUAGUUAAAUGAUGUGUUUCAAAGUGGCAGCAGUUGCACAGCACUAUAAGGGCCGUGAUGCGAACACUUUACGAAAUGUUGCUAUCUCAGGGUACCACAUAAGUGGGGAAAAACAGAAGGCGUGGUAGUGAAUUGUAUCAAGAUGACAGCAGCCGUGCAUGCUCCAAAGCAAUUAUUCGUUUUUUAAUAGUUUGAUUUUAGUAAGAGCUUCACCGCACAAUUAGGUCAUAAAGGCGCCGAAGAAGAGAGAGUAACAAACAUG